AUGGAAACUAAAAAUCCAGAUGAGAUUUCCAAGAGAUUUUGUUAAAUGCAUGAUAAUUAUGAGAUUAUUGCUGUUGAUUUAAAUAUCUCUUGUAAUAAAAAAUUCCUAUGUGCAAAAUGUCUUCUUGAUAUGAUUGGAACAAAAAGCAUUGUUCUUUAUGAUAAGGCUAUAUAAAUGAUUAAGGACAUGAAGAAUAAAUCAGAUGAACAAAAAUCAGAAUUGAAUAAAAUUAAACUUUAGAAUUUGAAAUAACUCUAAAAUUCAACUGCAUAAUUUGAGGGACUUAUCAAGAAUACAUUAAGUAAAUUAUCGGAUAGUAUUGAACAUUAAAUAAUUGAAAAUUAAAAUGAAUUAGAUACAUCAGAUUCAUAAUUAUAAACUGUAGAUUUAGAAGAAGAUAUUCAAAUUCUAUCAACAAAUUAUAAAGAAAAUGAAGAGUUCAAUAUGCCUGUUUAAAAUAUAGAUAAGAGUAAAUUAUCUUAGUUUUUUGAUUCAAUAAAGGAAUCAUUAAUAUAAUUAUAAAGUUCUUAACAUUUUAAUUAAAUCAAUUAAUUAAUUGAAAAUAUUGAAAAAUAAUUAUCAAUUAAUUAAGAUACAAAAAAUAAAUAAAUUGAAGAAUAUGUAAAUUAAUAUUAUUAUUUAGAAAACACCAUCUUUAAAUUAAUUAUGUUCUAAACAUAACUAUUAAAUUAUAUCUGUUAAUUUAAAUUAAAUAUAAAAUAAUGAAAAUUUGAAUAGAUUGGCUUGUAUUUAAUGUAUUUAGGAGGUUCCUAUUUAAUAUGUUACAUUAAAUGAAACAAGUAAGAGAUGGAAUCAAUUUGUAGAAUAACAAGAUGAAAUGAAAUCAAAAUAUUAAAGAUAAAGAGAAUUUAAAAUAAAAACAGCUAUUAAAUUUAUUUAAUAAUUAAAAUAAUAAUAUUAAUAGAUACUAACUGAUAUUAUAUAAUCUUUAAAUGAUUAACUUAAUUAAGUUAUUGAAGAUUCAUAAUAAAUUAAAUAAAUGGACAUAAGUGUCUUUUUAUAAUUAGAUGAAAAAUCAAUCUAAUAAAUUGUUAAUAUUCUAAGUUUGAAGGAUUAGCAUCAUUCUCUUAAAACUAUAUAAGAAAAUACAGAUAAAGAUUAUACAUAAUUUUAAUAAUAAUUAAUAUCAAAAUUAAAUAAUUUAAUUUAAUAAGAAUUAAUUAUCAAAGAAAAAUUGAUUAAAAUCUCUAAUAAUAAUGAAAGUGGUACUGAAAUUAUAUUAUAUUAAUAGAAUAAUUAGAUGAAUCUGAAUUUGAAGAUAUAAAAGAUAAUCCAAAUAUUACCUAAUUUCUUUAAAAUUGUAGAUUGCAAUCAUAAUAUUUAUAAAUUGUUGAAGAUUCAUUUAAUUUUUAUAAAAAUUUUGAGAUCUAAGUAGGUGAAUUAGAAAAAAAAGGAGAAAUAACAAAAUUGGUUGGUGAAGUGUCUUAAACAAAAUCUGAAUUGUCAUACUUCAUUCAACUUUAUUAUUAAUAAUUUUAAUUCUACUCAAAUAAAAUGAAAACAUUAAUCAAAGCAGAUGAUACUGAAAAGUCUUUAACACAAUUAUAAUAAGAAAAAUUAUUAUUAUAAAAUAAAUUACAAGAAGAAACUUAAGCCAAAGAAUAAAAUUAAUAGGAACUGUAAAGUCUAUAAAACUAAAAUGCUUCUUAAUAAUAACAAUUAACUAUUAAAAUAGAAGAACUAAAUUAAAAAAUUGCAUAAGCUAAAUCAUAAGAAUAAACUUUAUAAUAAUAAUUACAGGAAUAAACUAAUUAAUACAAUGAAUAAAAAAAGUAAAUAGAAAAGUUUGAAAAUCAAACUAAAUACUAAGAACUUCAAACUUAGAUUAAUAAUUUAAAUUAAACAAUAAAAUCUACACAAUUAGAACUCUAAUAGAAGACCUAGUAAAUAGAAUUAAAGGAUAAAGAAUUCAAGAACUUAUAAGAAGCAUUUCCACAAAUAUAAUUAAAUUUGACUUUAGGAAAAAUUACUUUAUUAAAGGAUGAUUAUUAUUCAAAACUACUUAAAACAAUAGAAGAUAAAGCUAAAAAGAAAAUAAAAAAUUAAUAUUUGAUUUAUUGCGGUACUAAAGAUGGAUUAAAAGGGGAAUCCUUUUGGAAAUCUGUAAAUGGAAUGUCAAAUUUACUUAUGGUAUUCAAAUCAAAAAGUGAUCAUAUUUUUGGAGGAUAUUCACCUUGUUAAUGGUAUGUGACUCCCAGUAAUUUUUAUGUAGCUGAUAAUACAUUGUCAUCAUUUUUAUUUUCAUAGACCCAUAAUAAAAUUUAUCCUCUAUAGUCUGGUAAGAUGGCAAAUGCUAUUUAUUGUCAUAAGAGUUACGGUCCUACUUUUGGAGGAGGUCAUGAUUUAUAAGUUUCUUCUGAUUUUAAUGGUGGAUAUUCUAAUCUUGGAAAUACAUAUCAAUGGGAUGAAUAUUAAAAUGCAUAAAGCAAUCACUUGUUUGGUUAAUCAACACCUUAAAUAGUUGAAUGUGAAAUCAUAAUGUUAACAUUUAUGUGA
Messenger RNA from Paramecium primaurelia, 2517 nucleotides. The record is from the annotation of a GenBank genome assembly. Lineage: Eukaryota; Ciliophora; Oligohymenophorea; Peniculida; Parameciidae.